AUGUAUAUCAUCACUAUUGUCGCCGUCUGGAUCACAGCACUUCUCGGCACGGCAUCCGCAAAUCCCAUCAUCAGAAAGUCCAUCAACCCCGACUACCUCAAGGCCCGAUCACCUCUCAGCCUUGAUGUCUUUGUGGCGACCGCUGAUGCCUGGCCCACCAACGUCGUCUUCGUCGGAGGAAGUCAAUCUUAUGGUUUAUGGAUCCCGACAGACGGCUCUUGGUACGACCUGGGCAGCAUCGAAUGUCUCGGCCUGCCUGCGAAUGCCAUCGGCGACUGCAACGACGUGACUAUCAAUCAGAUCGGAGUGGUGGCGGGAUACGGACCCUGCACGUUUGUCGGCAACGCUGGUUACUCUGCGACCAUUCCGGGGAAUCCCGGUGACGGCUACUACACGGUUGGACCACCUCAGAAUAUCCUGUCUGCAACUUGCGGUCCCGCAUGA
Cladophialophora yegresii CBS 114405 is the source of this 444-nucleotide messenger RNA. RefSeq lists its product as uncharacterized. The record is from RefSeq and is a predicted model, not a curated record. The transcript has a single exon. Lineage: Eukaryota; Fungi; Ascomycota; Eurotiomycetes; Chaetothyriales; Herpotrichiellaceae. Bases 1 to 444 code for a protein of 147 amino acids.